This is a messenger RNA of Brassica rapa (field mustard), 919 nucleotides long. Its product is annotated as tetrapyrrole-binding protein, chloroplastic. Gene Ontology annotation, molecular function: tetrapyrrole binding. Gene Ontology annotation, biological process: chloroplast-nucleus signaling pathway. Gene Ontology annotation, cellular component: chloroplast. The record is from RefSeq and is a predicted model, not a curated record. NCBI's taxonomy places the organism in Eukaryota, Viridiplantae, Streptophyta, Magnoliopsida, Brassicales, Brassicaceae.
CCAACUUCAUUCUCCAUCUUCCUGGCGUCUCUCCUCUCUCUCUUACUCCAUCAAUGGCCACCACAAACUCUCUCCACCACCACCACCACUCUUCUUACCAACACCACCGCCACAAUCUCCACUACCAAUCUCACUUGACACCAACUUCUCUCUCACUCAAACACCCCACUUCCACCCCCACAUUCUCAUCACUCAUCUGCUCUUCUUCCUCUUCCUCCUCCUUCCUCGUCACCUCUGCUACCACCACAAACACUUCCGACAUAACCACUGAAACCGCAACCAAGUUCGAAGUCCUAGCGACCCAUCUGAUCAACCAAGAUUUCAGGAAAGCAGACGAAGAAACUAGGAGGCUUCUCAUUCAGAUAGCAGGAGAAGCAGCCAUAAAACGCGGCUACGUCUUCUUCUCCGAGGUGAAGUCCAUCUCCGUUGAAGAUCUUCAAGCUAUCGACAACCUGUGGACCAAACACAGCGAUGGGAGGUUCGGAUACAGCGUGCAACGCAAAAUCUGGUUGAAAGUCAAGAAAGACUUCACGAGGUUCUUCAUUAAAGUUGAGUGGAUGAAGCUUCUUGACACAGAGGUGGUUCAGUACAACUACAGAGCUUUCCCUGACGAGUUCAAGUGGGAGCUUAACGAUGAAACGCCUCUUGGACACUUACCGUUAACAAACGCCUUGAGAGGAACGCAGCUUCUGAAAUGCGUUUUGAGCCAUCCUGCGUUUGAGAUAGAUGGUGAUGAUGAUAAUGAAGAAGGAGAAGAAGCUGAGAGCAGAGGUGGUGGUGGUAAAGCACAGACAAAAGAUACAAGAGUGUUUAAAACAGAUUACAGCUUUUGAUGUCUUUGAUUUUCAUUUGGAUUAUGAUUAUGAAUGUAUGAACAGUCAUUUAGUUAAUGAAUAUAAACCAAAAGUCUUUCUUGGUU